UUAGCAUGUUUGGACAGAUGGCAGCAUUGUGAGAGAGUGAGAUUUCUGAAUUUCUGAAUAAGAAGAAUUGUUUGUUGAUCUAGUAAAACAAUAAGGAAAAGGUACUCGGAAAAUUUUAAAAAAUGGGGAAACGCCAGCAUCAGAAAGAUAAAAUGUACUUGACAUAUACAGAGUGGUCAACAUUAUAUGGUGGAAGAAAAUCAGGAACUUUAGAAACCAGCGAAGAGAAAACAUUCAGACGAUUACCUUACAACCAUUGUUGUUUGAGUCUACAACCUUUUGAACAUCCUUACUGUGAUGUACAUGGCAAUGUGUUUGAACUGGAAGCUAUUUUAGAGUAUUUAAAACGGUAUAAACAUAAUCCUGUAACAGGCAAGCCACUGGAUGCAAAGAACCUUAUUAAAUUAAAUUUUCACAAGAAUGCACAAGAUGAAUAUCAAUGUCCUGUUCUUUACAAAUUGUUUACAAAGCAUUCACAUAUUGUCGCCAUCAAAACCACAGGGAAUGUGUUCUCUUAUGAGGCUGUUGAACAGUUAAAUAUAAAAACUGCAAAUUGGAAAGACUUGAUGAGCGAUCAGCCAUUUAUACGAAAAGAUAUUAUCACGAUUCAAGAUCCAAACGAUGCAAUGAAAUUUAAUCUGUCCACAUUUCAUCAUAUUAAAAAUAACAUAAGAAUGGAAGACGAAGAAACAAUAAGAGAACGAAAUAAUCCAAACGCGAAAUUGAAGACCGUUUCGACAGAGACUAAAGAAAUUUUAGCAGAACUUGAGAGAGAAUACAAACCAGCAAAAACCAGCACAGAGGACACGUCUAAGCAAAAAGCUGACAAAUUUAAUGCUGCACACUAUUCUACUGGCGCGGUCGCUGCUGGAUUUACUUCGACGGUAAUGCCAGCAGAGACUACUCAUCAAGCGGCGAUAAUUGCGGAGGAUCUAGUGCGAUACGAGAGAGUUAAAAAAAAAGGAUACGUAAGAUUAUUUACGAAUUUCGGAGCCCUGAAUCUAGAAUUAUUCUGCGACCUGGUUCCAAAGACCUGUGAGAACUUCAUCAAACAUUGCCAAAACGGUUACUACAAUGGCACAAAGUUCCAUAGGUCGAUACGAAAUUUUAUGAUUCAAGGUGGCGAUCCAACAAAUACUGGUAACGGCGGCGAGUCGAUUUGGGGUAAACCGUUUGAGGAUGAAUUCAAGCCAGUUCUGUCUCAUCUGGGCAGAGGUAUUCUGUCCAUGGCAAACUCGGGCCCGAAUACUAACGGAUCUCAAUUUUUCAUCACAUUCCGCUCGUGCAAACAUCUGGAUCGCAAACAUACGGUCUUUGGAAAGAUAGUCGGUGGUUUCGACACGUUGAACGAGAUCGAGAAGGUAGAGGUAGACAACAAAGACCGGCCGAUCGAGGAUAUAGUUUUGCAGAGCAUUCAGGUCUUUGUGGAUCCCUUUCGAGAAGCCGACGAACAGCUCGCAUCGGAACGUGCCGCCGAAAUGGAACGACUAGCUGAAGAGGCGAAUCAGAAAAAUUCAGCGGACAAGAAAGACAAGAACGAAACUCAUAAAGUUUACCGGUCCGGCAUAGGAAAAUAUGUGAAGCUAGAGCCGGAAAAGUCGGACAAACGGGACUCGAACACGGAGUCUAUUGCGAAGAAGAAGAAAAUAUCCCUGACGCAAACAUACGGAGAUUUCUCUUCGUUUACGUUUUAACAAAUUAUAUAAACCGUCCGGUAUAGUACAGGGCGGUCACUGAUGGAAGAGACGCAAUCGAGCCGGAGCCUCCAUGUUUGAUGUUCGGCGAGUGAGUGAACGAGAGCGAGCGUGUGUGUGAACUGAAGCGGAGACGAC
This is a messenger RNA of Harpegnathos saltator (Jerdon's jumping ant), 1832 nucleotides long. RefSeq names its product peptidyl-prolyl cis-trans isomerase-like 2. Gene Ontology annotation, cellular component: catalytic step 2 spliceosome. Gene Ontology annotation, molecular function: ubiquitin protein ligase activity; peptidyl-prolyl cis-trans isomerase activity. The record is from RefSeq and is a predicted model, not a curated record. The transcript is spliced from 11 exons. The coding region runs from base 123 to 1694 and encodes 523 amino acids. Lineage: Eukaryota; Metazoa; Arthropoda; Insecta; Hymenoptera; Formicidae. Gene Ontology annotation, biological process: protein folding; protein polyubiquitination; protein peptidyl-prolyl isomerization.